CGGACACUGCCUUCGCUUGCCAUGGCGACACCACCCGGGAUGCCGGUACGCUGAUACCAUGUGAUUUAAGUUGACAGCAGCGUUCUCCGAUCUCAGCUCCCUUCAGAGCGAACAGGCCCAUUUUCCACAGCGCCUAUUUUUUUCAGUUCCCUGAUGAUCUGUGUAGCUCCAGCAGUGCCACCUGUCAGUGCUCAUCCAUGCCACCUGCCAGUGCCCAUCAGUGGCACAUCAUUGCCACAUUUCAUUGCCUACCAGUGCACAUCAAUGCCACAUAUCAGUGCCCAUCUGAGCUGCCUUUCAGUGUCAUCCAUCAGUGCCAGUCAGUGACACCUAUCAAUGCCAGUCAGUGUCACCUAUCAUUGCUGCCAAUCAGUGCCACCAUCAGUGCCAGGCAGUGCCGCCUAUCAGUGUGCAUCAGUGCCCAUCAGUGCUGCCUCAGUGCCAGUCAGUGCCGCCUAUCAAUGCCGCCUAACAGUGCCAUAUAUGAGUGCUGCCUUUCAGUGCCCAUCAGUGCCACCUACCAGUGCCUCCUCAUCAGUGCCACCUAUCAGUGUCCAUCAGUGCAGCCUCAUUAGCGCACAUCAGUGAAGGAGAAAAAUCACUUAUUUAAAACAUUUUAUAACAAAAACUAAGAAUAAAACUUUUUUUUUUCAAAAUUUUCCAUGGUUUUUGGUUUAAGAAAAAAUAA
Molecule: messenger RNA, 688 nt
Organism: Staurois parvus
Lineage: Eukaryota; Metazoa; Chordata; Amphibia; Anura; Ranidae
Source: the annotation of a GenBank genome assembly